CGCAAUUUCUUCUAUGAUGAGACGGGUAGUACUAUGUGCUGACUUGUAUACGAAUUUUUUUCAUCAACGCACGGUCGUGGUGGUGCUACCUCCUGAGCCUCCUUCCGACGACUCCAGCCUCAGGGACAGAAUCACGUUGCCGGCCUCCCUCACCCCCGGUACGGAGAUUCGUCUUCAACUGGGCGAGGCAGUGUUGAUAGCACGCCGUCGCUUGCUCACCAAAACGACGUCGGCGAAGGGCGCUGUUGGUACGACCGGGACGGCAUCUACCGGCAUGCGCUGCUACACAGAGGUAAUAUAGUAGAACCAAGCCCCCGGGCGCUGCCGCGCAUCGUCGGCGUGCGCCUUCCGAAUAAGGUGAGCACAGCGCAAAUUACAGUGCAGACAAGCUGCCUCUAGGAAGUGAUGCCGGUCAUCGAAGUGAGCCGAAGCGAGCGAGAGACACUGUAAUAUCUGGAAGACCCCUAAAGCGGAAGUUUGGCACCGCAUCGGAAAAUGCUGCCGAAGAGGAUGCUGGUCGGAACGUGCUGCAUCAUGUGGAAUGGGCGGCAGCAGCCGCAAGACGGUCGGAGCUGCUGCAAGCUCCGACCCCGGCACAGACGGUCGGUGAGUUCGCGCUCCGAAAAGGUGUCACCGAUGAACAAGCGCCUCUCGGUAUGGACGCUCCAACAGGCGCAGAGUAGAAUGCUGCAGCAUAACGCGCUGCCGCGAGCGCUACUAGCCUCGGGCUUCAACCCGACCCGCGCGUGGUUCCGGAUGCCACCUCGGCCAAAGAUGGCGCCGCCAAAGAUGUACCUCUCGCGAGAUCGAAGGCUCAGCGAGGAACAGACGCUGCGCUACGGAGGACCGCAGCAAGGGGCUAGGCUGCUGCAAGCCGUGGUCUCGCGUCCCCGACCGGCCCGCGCGAGAAGGCGCAGGCGAACCUGCUGA
Amoebophrya sp. A120 is the source of this 930-nucleotide messenger RNA. The record is from the annotation of a GenBank genome assembly. NCBI's taxonomy places the organism in Eukaryota, Dinophyceae, Syndiniales, Amoebophryaceae.